Tachysurus vachellii is the source of this 872-nucleotide messenger RNA. It is a transcript of the gene ldlrap1a, whose product is annotated as low density lipoprotein receptor adaptor protein 1a. The transcript has 10 exons. Bases 99 to 872 code for a protein of 257 amino acids. Lineage: Eukaryota; Metazoa; Chordata; Actinopteri; Siluriformes; Bagridae. Gene Ontology annotation, cellular component: early endosome. The record is from RefSeq and is a predicted model, not a curated record.
UAGAGAAGACAAAGUUUACAGAGCGGCUGGGAUGCUUAUAGACCGAGAUAUAAUAUUUGAGAUUUGGUGGAAUUUGAUGAUAAAUAUAUACCUUCAGUAUGGACGUGUUGAAGUCAGUCAGAAGGGUUAUGAGGAGUCCCAGUGUCUCCAAGCAACCACAGGAUAAACAUAAAAAGCUUCCAGAGAACUGGACAGACACGAGGGAGACCCUUGUGGACGGCAUGACCUUUAACCUCAGGCACAUGGGAAUGACUCUUGUUGACCAGCCCAAAGGUGAAGACAUGUCAGCUGCAGCCAUCAGAAGGAUCAUUGCAACGGCUAAAGCUGGGGGCAAGAAGCUCCUUAAGGUGGCACUUACAGUCUCUCCUCAGGAAAUAGUCAUUUAUGACCGUGUGUCCAAUCAGCUAAUAGAGCGCACCUCUAUUUACAGAAUAUCGUAUUGCACAACCGACAAAAUGCACAACAAAGUGUUUGCUUACAUCGUUCAGAACCAGAGAAACAAGAUGUUGGAGUGCCAUGCAUUCCUCUGUGCCAAGAAGAAAGUGGCUCAGGCUGUGACACUGACUGUAGCUCAAGCCUUCACCAUGGCCUUCGAGACCUGGCAGCUUGACAGAGAGGAGAAAGAGCAAAAGUCUGGUUCGGUUUUAAAGACAAAUUCAGUUAAAGAAAACUUGUUGGACUUUGAAGACUGCCCCAGACUUCACAUAGAAAACACUGAGAACCUGGAGCACCAUCUGGAGAAGCACAAAGAGAACGAAAACAGCAUCAUCUGGGAGGUAAAUGAUGAUCUGGAUGAAGCCUUUUCAAGGUGCAGUUUGGAUAGCUUUGAGUACUCUGCAGACCAGGAGAGGGCAGUAGCUCUGCACUAUUGA